This is a messenger RNA of Rhinichthys klamathensis goyatoka, 13565 nucleotides long. RefSeq names its product zonadhesin, like (gene zanl). The transcript has 85 exons. The coding region runs from base 43 to 13350 and encodes 4435 amino acids. Lineage: Eukaryota; Metazoa; Chordata; Actinopteri; Cypriniformes; Leuciscidae. Gene Ontology annotation, cellular component: membrane. The record is from RefSeq and is a predicted model, not a curated record. Gene Ontology annotation, molecular function: protein binding.
GCUUCUGUCUUUGUGAACCUAACACCGUCCAUUAAUCCAGACAUGGGACAUCUGGAGUUAAUACUAGUAGUAAUAUGGAUAACAGGUUGCUUUACCAUAGACAACAACGAGAAUAGAUAUGACGUGACAGAGAGAGAUGCUGUAGUUUUGGCCUCCUGUGACUUCAACAAAAAUGAAGAACCUUUCUGCAACUUCCAACAAGACAUCACAGAUAACGGUGAUUGGACACGCCAUACUGGACCCACCCCAACUCCAGAAACAGGACCUGAUGGAGACUAUCCAGAUGGCUCUGGCUUUUACAUAUAUCAUGAGGCUGACAACAGCAUAAAUGGACAGAAAGUACGCCUCCUCAGCCCAGUUAUUAGUAAUGGACCUGCUGAGAUCUGUGUACAGUUCUACUACUACAUGUAUGGCAGUGAUGGCAGUAACACUCUGACUGUGCUGGCCAAACAUUCUGGCUCUGAGGAACAACUGUGGCAAAAAACUGGGAUUCAGAGCCCGUCAUGGCUUGGAGCUUCUGUCACAGUUCCCAUACCAGCCGGGCAGACUCAGAUUGUUUUUCAAGCAAUGCGUGGGCUCUCUUCAUCAUGUGACACUGCCCUGGAUAACAUUGUCAUCAACGAGGGAGCAUGUGCUGGCUGUAUAGCUGGGUGUGAUUUUGAUGAUAAAGACUAUUGUGGCUGGAUGAAUGAGGUAUCAAAUGACGAUAUCUAUGGUUGGGAGACUUGGACUGGACCGACAGAGACACCAGGCACUGGCCCUGAUGAUGAUUACUCCAAACCAGGACUGGGGUCAUACUUGUUAUUGGACUCCAGCUAUAGCAUUGAAUCAGAAUCCGCUCAGCUCUGGAGUCCCUCUACCUCAGUCUCUGGUUGCCUGCAGCUGGACUUUCAUUACUACAUGUAUGGCAGUGCUGCCAACAUGGAACUUAAUGUCCAUGCAGUCACCACUGGUGGGGCACUUGGAGUCCCUAUUUUCAGCCUCACAGGGAAUCAAGGUCAAGACUGGAAGCCUGCAAGUGUUCGUUACAUUGGCACAGCUGGUACAGUGCAGUUUGUAAUUGUUGGUGUUUAUGGUGAAACAGACAAGACAGAUAUUGCUAUUGAUAGUGUCUGCAUUACCAGUUGUACAGCAACUCCAACAACACCUAAGCCAUCCCCACCCCAACCCACUACACCUAAACCAACAACACAGGGUCCAUCAACUCCUAAACCAUCUACACCCCAACCCACUACACCUAAACCAACAACACAGGGUCCAUCAACUCCUAAACCAUCUACACCCCAACCCACUACACCUAAACCAACAACACCAGGCCCAUCAACUCCUAAACCAUCUACAGCCCAACCCACUACACCUAAUCCAACAACACAGGGUCCAUCAACUCCUAGACCAUCUACACCCCAACCUACUACACCUAAACCAACAACACAGGGUCCAUCAACUCCUAAACCAUCUACACCCCAACCCACUACUCCUAAACCAACAACACCAGGUCCAUCAACUCCUAAACCAACUACACCUAAGCCAACUACUCCAAAACCAACACCACCAGUGAACUGCCCUCCAGACUCUGAAUACAUUGAUUGCGGCCCAGCCUGUAUUCCUACCUGCGCAGAACCCUCCACCAACUGCUCUGGUUCUUGUAUCAGCGGCUGCUUCUGUAAACCAGGAUUUGUUUUCCGUGGCCGGCGCUGUGUUCCUAUUGAGCAGUGUGGGUGCCUGGAUGAAGAAAACAAUUACUUUGAGCCUGGUGAGAUCAUUUUUGGAAAUGGCUGUUCCAAGUUGUGUCGCUGUGCUGGCAACUACACUUUCGACUGUGUGGACAACACCUGUGACUCUGUGACAGAAGAAUGUCGGGAGGUUGGUGGAGUGCAUGGCUGCUACCCUAAAGGAACUUCCACCUGUAUUUCUUCUGGUGACCCCCAUUACACCACCUUUGAUAAGCGGCGCUACGACUUCAUGGGAAACUGUUCUUACCUGAUGUCUGAACUUUGUAACAGCACAGAUGUGCCUUACUUUGCUGUAUACACAGACAAUGAGAAUCGCUACAACAAUCCUUAUAUCAGCUAUGUAAAAGCUGUUCAUGUCCAUGCGCUGGGAGUGAUAGUGUCCAUUCUGAAAGGAGGAACUGUGCAGGUCAAUGGUACCAAAGUGAACAUUCCUCUGACUCCUGUCAGUGGUGUUGACAUUUUUAUGUCUGGCAAGCACUACACAGUGGUCUUGAACUUUGGAGUUACUGUACGUUACGAUGGAAACCACUUUAUGGACAUUAAAGUUAUCAAGGACUAUGAGGACAAACUUUGUGGACUGUGUGGGGACUACAACGGAGACCCUAAGGAUGACUUCCAGACCCCGACUGGUGAACUGGUCCAAAACCCCAAUGACUUUGGCCACAGCUGGAACACAGACCCUGAGUGUAACAAGCCAGAGGUCAACCCAACCCCAGGAUGUACAGAUGCUGAGCAGGAUUUGUAUGAAGGGCCUGCUUACUGUGGUCUCAUAUUGGACACCAAUGGCCCAUUUGCUGCUUGCCAUCCAAAAGUCAACCCAAAUGGUUUCUUCCAAGACUGUUUGUUUGAUGUGUGUGAGCUGGAUGGAGCUCAUUCUGCAUUGUGUGAAGCAAUAGAGUCGUACGUCAACGAAUGUCAGGACCGUGGCGUCACAAUUGGACCCUGGAGAAACAGCACCUUCUGUCCUCUGAAAUGCCCACCCAACAGUCAUUUUGAGUCAUGCGCCCCAAUUUGCCAACCUUCCUGUAACCCAAUUCCACCAAAUCAGUGCACUGGGCCUUGUUCUGAAGGAUGUGUUUGUGACCCUGGAUACAUCCUCAGUGCUGGUCAGUGCGUGAAAGAAGACACAUGUGGCUGCAGGCAUAAUGGACAUUAUUAUCAGCCAGGUGAAGAGUUCUACACCAAGGACUGUGAGCUACUGUGUAAGUGUAACCCCCCAUUCGUUUCCUGUAGUGCUGCUGACUGUCCACCAAAGGAACAAUGUGGAGUACAGGAUGGUGUAAUCGGGUGUUACCCAGAAGGAUCUCAAGACUGUAUUAUCUCUGGUGACCCUCAUUAUAACACCUUUGAUGGCAAAUACUACAGCUUCAUGGGCACUUGCACCUACACUCUGGCCCGCACCUGUAAAAACAACACUGGCCCCUGGUUCUCCAUAGAGGGUAAGAAUGAAGAGAGAGGAAUUUCUGGUGUUUCUUACCUGAGGAAACUGUACGUGACUGUUGAUGGUGUCACUGUGACAAUGAUGAAAAACAGGAGAACUCUGGUAAAUGGACUCAGGGUGUCCCUCCCCCACUCGCCAUCUCCGCUCAUUUCUCUGUCUCUUGCUGGCCAAUAUGUAAUCCUCACAACUUCGUUCGGCCUAGAGGUGAAGUGGGACGGCAACCAUUACGCCAAGAUCUCUGUUCCUAGUUCCUACUAUGACCAGAUGUGUGGCCUGUGUGGGGACUACGAUGGAAACCCUAAUAAUGACUUCACUAAGCCAGAUGGCUCCCAAUCUGACAGCUCACAUCAGUUUGGCGACAGCUGGCAAACUGAUGAGGACGAGGAUGCAACGUGCAAGCCUGACCCUGGACCUCAACCACCCUGUGAUCCUGUGCUGGAGGGUGUGGUGUCAAACCCAGAGAACUGUGGGAGAAUAACUGACACAAAUGGACCUUUUAGGGACUGUAUAAGUGUGGUGGACCCGUUGCCGUUCUUCCAGAGCUGUGUGUUUGAUAUGUGCCGUUAUCAAGGGCUGCAGCAGGUCCUUUGUGACCAGCUUCAAGCUUACACUGAUGCUUGCCUGAGUGCAGGUGCACCUGUCCAUCAGUGGAGGGAGCCAGACUUCUGCCCUCUGGUAUGCCCUCCGAACAGCCAUUACUCCAUAUGUGUGAGCUCCUGUCCGGAGACAUGUCUGGGUAUCAAUGGACCACCGGGCUGCAGUGAGAAGUGUGUAGAGGGCUGUGAGUGCGACCCUGGCUUCAUCCUCAGUGACAACAAAUGUGUUCCUGCUAAAGACUGUGGCUGUGUGGACCCCUCAGGCUCCUACCACCCAGUGAAUGAGAGCUGGUAUCUGGAGGGCUGUAAGCAGAAGUGUACAUGUGAGGGUGGAGGAACUAUUCAGUGUUACGACACCAGCUGUCUUCCUACUGAGAGUUGCCAACUUGAAGAUGGAGACUAUGUCUGCAAACCAAGUGUGAACUGCCCUCCAGACUCUGAAUACAUUGAUUGCGGCCCAGCCUGUAUUCCUACCUGCGCAGAACCCUCCACCAACUGCUCUGGUUCUUGUAUCAGCGGCUGCUUCUGUAAACCAGGAUUUGUUUUCCGUGGCCGGCGCUGUGUUCCUAUUGAGCAGUGUGGGUGCCUGGAUGAAGAAAACAAUUACUUUGAGCCUGGUGAGAUCAUUUUUGGAAAUGGCUGUUCCAAGUUGUGUCGCUGUGCUGGCAACUACACUUUCGACUGUGUGGACAACACCUGUGACUCUGUGACAGAAGAAUGUCGGGAGGUUGGUGGAGUGCAUGGCUGCUACCCUAAAGGAACUUCCACCUGUAUUUCUUCUGGUGACCCCCAUUACACCACCUUUGAUAAGCGGCGCUACGACUUCAUGGGAAACUGUUCUUACCUGAUGUCUGAACUUUGUAACAGCACAGAUGUGCCUUACUUUGCUGUAUACACAGACAAUGAGAAUCGCUACAACAAUCCUUAUAUCAGCUAUGUAAAAGCUGUUCAUGUCCAUGCGCUGGGAGUGAUAGUGUCCAUUCUGAAAGGAGGAACUGUGCAGGUCAAUGGUACCAAAGUGAACAUUCCUCUGACUCCUGUCAGUGGUGUUGACAUUUUUAUGUCUGGCAAGCACUACACAGUGGUCUUGAACUUUGGAGUUACUGUACGUUACGAUGGAAACCACUUUAUGGACAUUAAAGUUAUCAAGGACUAUGAGGACAAACUUUGUGGACUGUGUGGGGACUACAACGGAGACCCUAAGGAUGACUUCCAGACCCCGACUGGUGAACUGGUCCAAAACCCCAAUGACUUUGGCCACAGCUGGAACACAGACCCUGAGUGUAACAAGCCAGAGGUCAACCCAACCCCAGGAUGUACAGAUGCUGAGCAGGAUUUGUAUGAAGGGCCUGCUUACUGUGGUCUCAUAUUGGACACCAAUGGCCCAUUUGCUGCUUGCCAUCCAAAAGUCAACCCAAAUGGUUUCUUCCAAGACUGUUUGUUUGAUGUGUGUGAGCUGGAUGGAGCUCAUUCUGCAUUGUGUGAAGCAAUAGAGUCGUACGUCAACGAAUGUCAGGACCGUGGCGUCACAAUUGGACCCUGGAGAAACAGCACCUUCUGUCCUCUGAAAUGCCCACCCAACAGUCAUUUUGAGUCAUGCGCCCCAAUUUGCCAACCUUCCUGUAACCCAAUUCCACCAAAUCAGUGCACUGGGCCUUGUUCUGAAGGAUGUGUUUGUGACCCUGGAUACAUCCUCAGUGCUGGUCAGUGCGUGAAAGAAGACACAUGUGGCUGCAGGCAUAAUGGACAUUAUUAUCAGCCAGGUGAAGAGUUCUACACCAAGGACUGUGAGCUACUGUGUAAGUGUAACCCCCCAUUCGUUUCCUGUAGUGCUGCUGACUGUCCACCAAAGGAACAAUGUGGAGUACAGGAUGGUGUAAUUGGGUGUUACCCAGAAGGAUCUCAAGACUGUAUUAUCUCUGGUGACCCUCAUUAUAACACCUUUGAUGGCAAAUACUACAGCUUCAUGGGCACUUGCACCUACACUCUGGCCCGCACUUGUAAAAACAACACUGGCCCCUGGUUCUCAAUAGAGGGUAAGAAUGAAGAGAGAGGAAUUUCUGGUGUUUCUUACCUGAGGAAACUGUACGUGACUGUUGAUGGUGUCACUGUGACAAUGAUGAAAAACAGGAGAACUCUGGUAAAUGGACUCAGGGUGUCCCUCCCCCACUCGCCAUCUCCGCUCAUUUCUCUGUCUCUUGCUGGCCAAUAUGUAAUCCUCACAACUUCGUUCGGCCUAGAGGUGAAGUGGGACGGCAACCAUUACGCCAAGAUCUCUGUUCCUAGUUCCUACUAUGACCAGAUGUGUGGCCUGUGUGGGGACUACGAUGGAAACCCUAAUAAUGACUUCACUAAGCCAGAUGGCUCCCAAUCUGACAGCUCACAUCAGUUUGGCGACAGCUGGCAAACUGAUGAGGACGAGGAUGCAACGUGCAAGCCUGACCCUGGACCUCAACCACCCUGUGAUCCUGUGCUGGAGGGUGUGGUGUCAAACCCAGAGAACUGUGGGAGAAUAACUGACACAAAUGGACCUUUUAGGGACUGUAUAAGUGUGGUGGACCCGUUGCCGUUCUUCCAGAGCUGUGUGUUUGAUAUGUGCCGUUAUCAAGGGCUGCAGCAGGUCCUUUGUGACCAGCUUCAAGCUUACACUGAUGCUUGCCUGAGUGCAGGUGCACCUGUCCAUCAGUGGAGGGAGCCAGACUUCUGCCCUCUGGUAUGUCCUCCGAACAGCCAUUACUCCAUAUGUGUGAGCUCCUGUCCGGAGACAUGUCUGGGUAUCAAUGGACCACCGGGCUGCAGUGAGAAGUGUGUAGAGGGCUGUGAGUGCGACCCUGGCUUCAUCCUCAGUGACAACAAAUGUGUUCCUGCUAAAGACUGUGGCUGUGUGGACCCCUCAGGCUCCUACCACCCAGUGAAUGAGAGCUGGUAUCUGGAGGGCUGUAAGCAGAAGUGUACAUGUGAGGGUGGAGGAACUAUUCAGUGUUACGACACCAGCUGUCUUCCUACUGAGAGUUGCCAACUUGAAGAUGGAGACUAUGUCUGCAAACCAAGUGUGAACUGCCCUCCAGACUCUGAAUACAUUGAUUGCGGCCCAGCCUGUAUUCCUACCUGCGCAGAACCCUCCACCAACUGCUCUGGUUCUUGUAUCAGCGGCUGCUUCUGUAAACCAGGAUUUGUUUUCCGUGGCCGGCGCUGUGUUCCUAUUGAGCAGUGUGGGUGCCUGGAUGAAGAAAACAAUUACUUUGAGCCUGGUGAGAUCAUUUUUGGAAAUGGCUGUUCCAAGUUGUGUCGCUGUGCUGGCAACUACACUUUCGACUGUGUGGACAACACCUGUGACUCUGUGACAGAAGAAUGUCGGGAGGUUGGUGGAGUGCAUGGCUGCUACCCUAAAGGAACUUCCACCUGUAUUUCUUCUGGUGACCCCCAUUACACCACCUUUGAUAAGCGGCGCUACGACUUCAUGGGAAACUGUUCUUACCUGAUGUCUGAACUUUGUAACAGCACAGAUGUGCCUUACUUUGCUGUAUACACAGACAAUGAGAAUCGCUACAACAAUCCUUAUAUCAGCUAUGUAAAAGCUGUUCAUGUCCAUGCGCUGGGAGUGAUAGUGUCCAUUCUGAAAGGAGGAACUGUGCAGGUCAAUGGUACCAAAGUGAACAUUCCUCUGACUCCUGUCAGUGGUGUUGACAUUUUUAUGUCUGGCAAGCACUACACAGUGGUCUUGAACUUUGGAGUUACUGUACGUUACGAUGGAAACCACUUUAUGGACAUUAAAGUUAUCAAGGACUAUGAGGACAAACUUUGUGGACUGUGUGGGGACUACAACGGAGACCCUAAGGAUGACUUCCAGACCCCGACUGGUGAACUGGUCCAAAACCCCAAUGACUUUGGCCACAGCUGGAACACAGACCCUGAGUGUAACAAGCCAGAGGUCAACCCAACCCCAGGAUGUACAGAUGCUGAGCAGGAUUUGUAUGAAGGGCCUGCUUACUGUGGUCUCAUAUUGGACACCAAUGGCCCAUUUGCUGCUUGCCAUCCAAAAGUCAACCCAAAUGGUUUCUUCCAAGACUGUUUGUUUGAUGUGUGUGAGCUGGAUGGAGCUCAUUCUGCAUUGUGUGAAGCAAUAGAGUCGUACGUCAACGAAUGUCAGGACCGUGGCGUCACAAUUGGACCCUGGAGAAACAGCACCUUCUGUCCUCUGAAAUGCCCACCCAACAGUCAUUUUGAGUCAUGCGCCCCAAUUUGCCAACCUUCCUGUAACCCAAUUCCACCAAAUCAGUGCACUGGGCCUUGUUCUGAAGGAUGUGUUUGUGACCCUGGAUACAUCCUCAGUGCUGGUCAGUGCGUGAAAGAAGACACAUGUGGCUGCAGGCAUAAUGGACAUUAUUAUCAGCCAGGUGAAGAGUUCUACACCAAGGACUGUGAGCUACUGUGUAAGUGUAACCCCCCAUUCGUUUCCUGUAGUGCUGCUGACUGUCCACCAAAGGAACAAUGUGGAGUACAGGAUGGUGUAAUCGGGUGUUACCCAGAAGGAUCUCAAGACUGUAUUAUCUCUGGUGACCCUCAUUAUAACACCUUUGAUGGCAAAUACUACAGCUUCAUGGGCACUUGCACCUACACUCUGGCCCGCACCUGUAAAAACAACACUGGCCCCUGGUUCUCAAUAGAGGGUAAGAAUGAAGAGAGAGGAAUUUCUGGUGUUUCUUACCUGAGGAAACUGUACGUGACUGUUGAUGGUGUCACUGUGACAAUGAUGAAAAACAGGAGAACUCUGGUAAAUGGACUCAGGGUGUCCCUCCCCCACUCGCCAUCUCCGCUCAUUUCUCUGUCUCUUGCUGGCCAAUAUGUAAUCCUCACAACUUCGUUCGGCCUGGAGGUGAAGUGGGACGGCAACCAUUACGCCAAGAUCUCUGUUCCCAGUUCCUACUAUGACCAGAUGUGUGGCCUGUGUGGGGACUACGAUGGAAACCCUAAUAAUGACUUCACUAAGCCAGAUGGCUCCCAAUCUGACAGCUCACAUCAGUUUGGCGACAGCUGGCAAACUGAUGAGGACGAGGAUGCAACGUGCAAGCCUGACCCUGGACCUCAACCACCCUGUGAUCCUGUGCUGGAGGGUGUGGUGUCAAACCCAGAGAACUGUGGGAGAAUAACUGACACAAAUGGACCUUUUAGGGACUGUAUAAGUGUGGUGGACCCGUUGCCGUUCUUCCAGAGCUGUGUGUUUGAUAUGUGCCGUUAUCAAGGGCUGCAGCAGGUCCUUUGUGACCAGCUUCAAGCUUACACUGAUGCUUGCCUGAGUGCAGGUGCACCUGUCCAUCAGUGGAGGGAGCCAGACUUCUGCCCUCUGGUAUGUCCUCCAAACAGCCAUUACUCCAUAUGUGUGAGCUCCUGUCCAGAGACAUGUCUGGGUAUCAAUGGACCACCGGGCUGCAGUGAGAAGUGUGUAGAGGGCUGUGAGUGCGACCCUGGCUUCAUCCUCAGUGACAACAAAUGUGUUCCUGCUAAAGACUGUGGCUGUGUGGACCCCUCAGGCUCCUACCACCCAGUGAAUGAGAGCUGGUAUCUGGAGAGCUGUACUCAGAAGUGUACAUGUGAGGGUGGAGGAACUAUUCAGUGUUACAACACCAGCUGUCUUCCUACUGAGAGUUGCCAACUUCAAGAUGGAGACUAUGUCUGCAAACCACUUGGUACAGGCAUUUGCUCUGUUUCUGGUGACCCUCAUUAUAACUCCUUUGAUGAUAAAGUACAUCACUUCAUGGGUGCCUGCUCCUACACCCUCACUAAGCCCUGUAAUGAGACCUCCGGCUUGCCAUACUUUUCUGUGGAGACACAGAACGAGCACAGAGACAAUAAUAAGAAAGUGUCUUAUGUCAGAUCUGUUAUCAUCAAUGUCCAUGACACAAAGGUCAUUUUGGGCAAGGGUCGCAAAGUUCAGGUGAAUGGAGUUCAGGUCACUGUGCCUGUCACACUUCCAAACGGUAUCAAGAUCUUCCUAAGUGGCAAAUUUGUGGUGCUUGAGACAGACUUUGGAUUGCGCGUCCGUUUUGAUGGAAAUCAUCAUGCAGAUGUCACCCUGCCUUCCUCCUACAGCGGACUGUUAUGUGGACUCUGUGGAAACUAUAAUGAUAAUCCUAAUGAUGACAACAUCAAGCCAGAUGGAAAGCCAACAGACAGCACCAAUGAGCUUGGAGAGAGCUGGCAGGUGCCCGAUGACCGACCCGAUUGUACUCAUGGCGGAGGAGACAUUGAAUGUGAUGACAAGAUCCAGAGUGAAGCUACGAAACCUACUAGCUGUGGCAUGAUCACCGAUCCAAAUGGAAUCUUCAAGCCAUGUCAUGCAGUGGUGCCUCCCGAGCCUUACUUUGAGAACUGUGUGUUUGAUCAGUGUGGCACCGGUGGCGCCACAGUGGCACUGUGCCAAGCUGUUCAAAGCUAUGCUGACCUGUGCGCUCAAGCUGGGGUGCCAAUUAACUGGAGAAAUAACACCUUCUGCCCUAUUAAAUGUCAGGUUGGGAGUCACUAUGAGCCUUGUGGUUCAGCGUGUCCAGCCAGUUGUCAGGACCCUGGAUCUGAAGGCACUUGUACUGAGCCCUGUGUUGAGGGAUGUGUGUGUGACCCUGGAUUUGUCCUCAGUGGAGACCAAUGUGUGCCCUUCAAGGAGUGUGGUUGCACUGACAGAGACAACAACUACAGGCCUGUUGGAGACAGCUGGUUCACAAAAGAUGACUGCACAGAGCGCUGUGUUUGUUCACCUUUCAAUACCGUGAAAUGCGAGGCAUGGCAGUGUGGUCCCGCUCAGGAAUGUAAAGUCAAUGAUGGUCAGCUGGGCUGUGUGAAUACAGGAAAGGGCAUUUGCCACAUUGCUGGUGAUCCUCACUACUACACCUUUGACGGGAUCAUGCAUACCUUCAUGGGUACCUGCACUUACACGCUGGUGGCAAUAUGCAACCCCUCUAUGGUGACACCCUUCACCAUUGUGGCCAAGAACGAAGAACGCGGCCAGCCAGAAGCUUCGUAUGUUCGCUCCGUGACCGUCUACCUGCCCACUGCCAACAUCACCAUCAGCAAGAACGGAAGAGUACUGCUGAAUGAACGCAGGAUAAAGACCCCCUACGACAUCACUGCAGCCAAGGCACGGGUGUUUACCAGUGGAGUAAACACCAUACUAGACACUGACUUUGGCCUGAUUGUGAAGUUCGAUGGAGUGCACCAUAUUGAGAUCACAGUGCCUGGAGACUAUUUCAACAAGGUGUGUGGAAUGUGCGGUAACUACAACGGCGAUUCAUCUGACGAUAACUUGAUGCCUGAUGGCAAACCAGCUGAAAAUGCCAUUAAACUUGGUGACAGCUGGAAAGCAGAGGGAGACAGUGAUCCUGGCUGCAAACCUGAUCCAAGACCUGAAGACACACCCAACUGUGACGAGAAUGAGGAAGAAAUCUUCCAGUCACAAUGCGCAGCUUCGAUCCUGUCUGAUCUCUUCAAGCCCUGUCACUCUCUCAUUCCUCCAGAAGCCUUUCUGGGGAACUGUGUUUAUGACAUGUGCGAAUAUGAUGGCAUGGAGUCGACUCUGUGCAAUAACAUUGAGGCUUACGCCCAGGCUUGUUAUAGUGCUGGAAUCACGAUCAGCUGGAGGAACAGCACAUUCUGCCCUCUCCCAUGCCCACCAAACAGUCACUAUUCUGACUGCACAGCACCAUGUCCUCCAACUUGUGCCGACCUCUUCCCCAUAUUCUGCCCAUUACCACCCAAUAGCUGUGUUGAAGGGUGCCAGUGCAAUGCAGGCUUUGUGUUAAGUGAUGGCAAGUGUGUUCCCCUCUCAAGCUGUGGGUGUGUUGACAGCAAUGGAGAGUAUCAUGAGGUGGGAGAUUCGUGGAUAACUGACCACUGCGAACAGAGGUGCAGCUGCAGCCUUGGAGGACUGCUGUCCUGCACAUCCUUUGAAUGCAAUGAGAACUCAAUCUGUGAUCUUGACAGCAAUGGAGACCGUUACUGCAAACCUGAGAAAUUCGAUGACUGCAAUAUUGCUGGGGACCCUCACUAUCGAACCUUUGACAAUUACAAUCACCACUACCAGGGAGCGUAUACGUAUGUAUUAACCCAAGGAAACAAUCUGCCAAGCUCCCUCACCCCUUUCAGUGUCCGCGGCAAAAACCAAAGGCAGGGAGGAAUCAGUCGGGUGUCCCUUCUGCACGAGGUCUAUGUGGACGUGUACGGCAUUAGUGUUCGCAUGCAACAGAAGAAGAAAGUGCUGGUCAAUGGCGAGAAAGUUGGUCUACCAUACAGUCCUGUACAGGGAGUUAACAUAAAAACCAAGUCUCGCUUUGUUAUGCUCACAACUGACUUUGGCCUUUCUGUGCGAUUUGAUGGCAGUUCCCAAGGAGUGGUGAGUCUUCCUAGUGUAUACAGAUCUCGUGUGCUCGGUCUGUGUGGUAAUUAUGAUGGACGCACCAGUAAUGAGUACACAAAACCAGACGGCACAGUUACGCGCAACCUCAACGAGUUUGGAGACAGUUGGAGAGUAACUGACAAAAAUGGGGCAAGUCUUCGUAUCACACCCCUACCGAAGAUGGUGCACCUGCACAAGCGUGAAGUGGAGGCCGAGCCAGAUUCAGGGUUUGAGACGACGGGCUGCACAGACGCUCAGCUGACUGAGCUGAACGGGAAUAAACAGUGUGGGGCACUCAGUGACCCUGCUGGUCCUUUCGCUGCCUGUAAUGCUGUGGUCGAACCAAACGUGUUCCAGGAGGAUUGUGUGUUUGACCUGUGUGCUGAGCAGGGCAGUGAAGUACUGCGCUGUGAAAAUUAUGCCGUCUACGCUCGGGCUUGCCAAGAUCAGGGUGCCCAAAUAAAGCAAUGGAGAGAGGCGCUGAAGUGUGAUCUGCAAUGUGGGGCCAACAGCACCUACUCCUUCUGUAUGACUCCAUGCCCGGCGUCCUGCGCAGACCUUGCGGCUCCUUCGGAUUGCGAGCAAACAAAAUGUGUGGAGGGAUGUCAGUGCGCCUCUGGCUUUGUCCUGAGCGACCAAGACUGUGUGCCUUACAGCCAGUGUGGAUGCACUUACCUAGAGCGCUACUAUCUGCUCAAGGAGACAUUUGUGACAGACGAUUGUUCACAGAGUUGUGAGUGUACUACAACUGGGGCUGUGUGUCAAACAAAGAGCUGUGGAGACAACGAGAUCUGCACUGUGUACGAGACCAAACGCGACUGUUAUAAAAUGAGUCCAUGUUUGAGCUCACCCUGUCAGAACGAUGGUACCUGUGUGGUAAAAACAGAGGGUUCUGGGUACACCUGCACUUGCGCUGAAGGUUUUGAAGGCACAAACUGUGAGCUCUUUAAAGUCCCCACUGAGGAUGAGGAAGGCCUGGAUAAAACAUCUAUCAUCUUGAUUGGAGUCCUUGUGCCGCUUGGCGUCAUCCUCAUAGUCACUGCAAUUGUGUGCAUUUACAAGAAGUGCUGCCGCAAGAAAAUGAGUUAUGAGUCAAGUAAAAUUGAACUGAGCAAAACGGAGCAUCCCUAUGACAAUCUGGAUGAUAGUAAGCAGGGAGCAGACAACAGCGAGCUGAAGGCAACAACAUUCUGAACUGUUUUUUGACAUUGAUUUGCUGAUAUUUAUUCACUUUAUAUGUCUUUGUGAAGUAACUGGCAAAACCUCUGUUAAUAGUUUAUCAACCUUUCAGUAACUUAUUUGUAAACUUUAUUGUAAUUUUUGGUGUGAGGUGCGAUAUGAUUGGGGAAAAAAGUGCAAUUUUCAAAUGUCUGUGAACAUCUGAUAUGAAAUAAAUUAUAUUUUCUGUC